This is a messenger RNA of Lipotes vexillifer (Yangtze River dolphin), 2469 nucleotides long. RefSeq names its product ubiquitin like with PHD and ring finger domains 1 (gene UHRF1). Bases 1 to 2469 code for a protein of 822 amino acids. Gene Ontology annotation, molecular function: ubiquitin protein ligase activity; protein binding. NCBI's taxonomy places the organism in Eukaryota, Metazoa, Chordata, Mammalia, Artiodactyla, Lipotidae. The transcript is spliced from 15 exons. The record is from RefSeq and is a predicted model, not a curated record. Gene Ontology annotation, biological process: negative regulation of gene expression via chromosomal CpG island methylation; protein ubiquitination.
AUGUGGAUCCAGGUUCGCACCAUGGAUGGGAAGGUGGCCCACACUGUGGACUCCUUGUCCAGGCUGACGAAAGUGGAAGAGCUGAGGAAGAAGAUCCAGGAGCUGUUCCAUGUGGAGCCAGGCCUGCAGAGGCUUUUCUACCGGGGCAAGCAGAUGGAGGACGGCCACACGCUGUUUGACUAUGACGUCCGCCUGAACGAUACCAUCCAGCUGCUGGUCCGGCAGAGCCUCGUGCUGCCUGCCCCCAGCGGCGGUGGCACCGGCGGUGGCAGCAAGGAGAGGGACUCUGAGCUCUCCGACACGGACUCCGGCUGCUGCCUGGCCCAGAGCGAGUCUGACAAGUCCUCCAACAGUGGCGAGGCUGCAGCCGAGCCGGAAGGGAAGGCCGACGAGGAUGAGUGGGAUGAGACGGAGCUGGGCCUCUACAAGGCUGGUGAGUACGUGGACGCGAGGGACACGAACAUGGGCGCGUGGUUUGAGGCCAAGGUCAUCAGGGUGACGAGGAAGGUGCCGGCCCAGGAUGAGCCCUGCAGCUCCACCUCCAGCCCGAAGCUGGAGGACGACAUCGUCUAUCACGUGAAAUACGACGACUACCCGGAGAACGGAGUGGUGCAGAUGAACUCACGGAACGUCCGGGCUCGCGCCCGACACAUCAUCAAAUGGCAGGACCUGGAGGUGGGCCAGAUGGUCAUGGUCAACUACAACCCUGACAACCCCAAGGAUCGCGGCUUCUGGUACGACGCGGAGAUCCUGCGGAAACGUGAGACCCGGACGGUGCGGGAGCUGCACGCCAACGUCAGGAUCGGGGACGAUUCUCUCAACGACUGUCGGAUCAUCUUUGUGGACGAGGUUUUCAAGAUUGAGCGCCCUGGCGAGGGGAACCCCAUGGUGGAAAACCCAACAAGAAGUGAGUUCCGAUCCCGCCCCUCUGCGGUGGGCGGGCAGGGCGCCCGGUGUGGCAGGCCGUGCCGCAUGUGUGCCUGCCACCUGUGCGGGGGCAAGCAGGACCCCGACAAGCAGCUGCUGUGCGACGAGUGCGACAUGGCCUUCCACAUGUACUGCCUGUGCCCGCCGCUCAGCAGCAUCCCCACCGAGGAGGAGUGGUACUGCCCCGAGUGCCGGAUCGACUCCAGCGAGGUGGUGCAGGCAGGCGAGAAGCUGAAGGAGAGUAAGAAGAAGGCGAAGAUGGCGUCGGCCACGUCGUCCUCACAGCGCGACUGGGGCAAGGGCAUGGCGUGCGUGGGCCGCACCAAGGAGUGCACCAUCGUGCCGUCCAACCACUUUGGCCCCAUCCCGGGCAUCCCCGUGGGCACCAUGUGGAGGUUCAGAGUCCAGGUCAGCGAGUCUGGGGUCCAUCGACCUCAUGUGGCAGGCAUCCACGGCCGGAGCAACGAUGGGGCGUACUCCCUGGUCCUGGCUGGAGGGUAUGAGGACGACGUGGACCACGGGAACUCGUUCACGUACACAGGUAGCGGUGGACGAGACCUUUCCGGUAACAAGCGGACUGCAGAGCAGUCUUGUGAUCAGAAACUCACCAAUACCAACAGGGCGCUGGCUCUGAACUGCUUUGCCCCCAUCAACGACCUCAAAGGGGCCGAGGCCAAGGACUGGCGGUCGGGGAAGCCGGUCCGGGUGGUGCGGAACGUCAAGGGCCGCAAGCACAGCAAGUACGCCCCCAUUGAGGGCAACCGGUAUGACGGCAUCUACAAGGUCGUAAGGUACUGGCCUGAGAAGGGCAAGUCCGGCUUCCUGGUCUGGCGCUUCCUCCUGCGCAGGGAUGACGUCGAGCCGGGGCCCUGGACCAAGGAGGGGAAGGACCGGAGCAAGAAGCUGGGGCUGACCAUGCAGUACCCGGAAGGCUACCUGGAGGCCCUGGCCAGGAGGGAGAAGGGGAAGGAAAACAGCAAGAGCGGAGCCCUGGAGAAUGAGGACGACGGGGAGGAGGGCUUCGCGGCCCCCAGGAAGGGCAAGCGGAAAAGCAAGUCGGCUGGUGGGUGUCUCCGCGGCCGUCCUCAUACUCGGGACCCCAUCUCGUGCUCGGGGGGGGGGGGGGGGGGGGGCGACGGGUCCUCGCGAGGGGCACCCAAGAAGACCAAGGUGGAGCCCUACAGCCUCACCACCCAGCAGAGCGGCCUCAUCAAGGAGGACAAGAGCAACACAAAGCUGUGGGCGGAGAUCCUGAAGUCACUCAAGGACGGGCCGGUGAGCCCCCUCCCCUUCCAGAAAUUCCUGAGCAAAGUAGAGGAGGCGUUCCAGUGUAUUUGUUGCCAGGAGUUGGUGUACCGCCCGAUCACGACCGUGUGCCAGCACACCGUGUGCAAGGACUGCCUGGACAGGUCCUUCAGGGCCCAGGUGUUCAGCUGCCCGGCCUGCCGCUAUGACCUGGGCCGGAGCUACACCAUGCACGUGAACCAGCCACUGCAGGCUGUCCUCAACCAGCUCUUCCCUGGCUACGGGAGCGGACGGUGA